GCCGCCCAGAUAACUGGACGCAAAAACAACUGAUCAAGGAUGCCUAACGAACGAAAUGAGUUUGCUACUAUUCUUUUCGGCUCCAUACGCUGGAAAAGGGGCUCUAGCUGAUAAAACGCUAGUCCCUUCCUUGGUGCAUAUCUUCACGUGAAGUAAAAUCCGCCAGGUCUUCAUCUGAGAUGAGUACGCCUCAACCACUGAAAUAACGUAACAUGAUCCGUCGACAGCAUAAGAAGUCGAGGAAGGGGUGCUUAGUCUGCAAACAACGCCACAUUCGGUGUGAUGAACAGCGACCAACGUGCCUCAACUGCAUCAGGGCCGAACGAGUGUGCUCAUAUCCCAGAAAUCAGAGCCGCGUCAGGACCCCACAAGAUCCGUCCAGUCAUGAACCCAGGGAGACAGAGGGAUCAUGCAGCAACGAGCCUGAAGAGUACCAACAGGACACCAACCAUGAUGUCAUCAACAUGCUACACUUGGAGCUUAUGUUCCACUUCGACUUCAAUGUUCACGUGCCCGAAUUUGGUGGUAGCGCCAAAGAGUCCGCAACGAAGUUUGUCCUGCAGACUGCUUUGGAUGCGCCCUUUUUGAUGCAUGCAAUCUUGGCCAUAUCUGCACAACAUCUAUCCGUGACCCGUCCCGUAAACGCUAUGCGGUAUCAGAAUCAGGCAGUGGAGUUGCAGACGAAAGCAAUCGAAUUGUAUAAUGCCGCUUGUCAGGACAGCGGCCGAGAAAGAUCUGUUGCACGGCUGCUGUUCUCUUCUAUCCUCGGACGGCAUAUCAUAUCUGAUGUGCUUCAAAACAAUGGGCUCGAUUUCCCAUCCUUUCUUGCGCGGUACACUCGGGGUGUUCAAAUUUACCGUGGCGUAAGAGCUGUAGCGGCAGAGGAAGACUGGUCUCAACUGUUAGGAUCUGACUUGGGCCCGAUAAUGACCCAGGGCGCAGAUACCGGUGCUUAUGACAAUCUUAUCGAAUUGAGUGAUGCGUCAUGGCAUUUGAUCUCUAAUUCUCAUAAUCUGGAUAACGAGGAAAAGACAGCGUGUGGAACAGCGCUUCGGCUGAUUGAGACAGGCUUCGAGAAUCUGAGGCAACUGACAAAAAUUGAGCUUGGCCGACGCAUGAUUUUUAUGUGGUCAAUCAUGCUCCCUGAUUUAUUUAUCAGUCUAUUGGAAUGUCAAACUCCCGAAGCAAUUGCUAUCUUAGGCCGCUACGCUAUGCUGCUUCACUUCGGAAGAAAUAUAUGGCAAGUCAGGGAGGCGGGCCCACAUCUUUUGAAGGCAGUGAUGGAAUUCUUAGGGCCUACGUGGGAUACGUGGCUCACAUGGCCUGAAAGCUUACCGAACCCAUUGCAGGUAGCCAUAGAUAGUGGUUGA
This is a messenger RNA of Aaosphaeria arxii CBS 175.79, 1370 nucleotides long. RefSeq lists its product as uncharacterized. The record is from RefSeq and is a predicted model, not a curated record. Bases 213 to 1370 code for a protein of 385 amino acids. Gene Ontology annotation, biological process: regulation of transcription by RNA polymerase II. Gene Ontology annotation, molecular function: zinc ion binding; DNA-binding transcription activator activity, RNA polymerase II-specific. NCBI's taxonomy places the organism in Eukaryota, Fungi, Ascomycota, Dothideomycetes, Pleosporales. The transcript has 3 exons.